UCGUGCAAACGCUUGAGCGCUGCUUCAGCGAGGAUGGCACAGUUCGCAAGGCCGCCGAGGGCGAGCUUGAACAAAUGAGCGCCCAGCCUGGGUACAGCCAGGCGCUCUUGCAGAUCAUCACCUCACACGAGCUUGACGAGCGUGUGAAGCAACUCGCGAGCGUCAUGUUCAAGCAGCUCAUCCUCAAGCACUGGGUGGCACUGUCUGCCUACCGUGACGUGUGGGUCCUUCCGGACAGUGAGAAACAAAUUAUCCGCGACCACAUCAUUAACGGCAUCGUCAACGCGGAUGUUAAGCUGCAACCCCAGCUGGCUUUGGCUUUUCAGCGCAUGAUCGAUGCCCAGUUUCCCGAACACUUCAACGAGUUGCUGGGCCAUCUCAGCAAUGGCCUUGCCAGCUCCGAGUAUGGCGUGCGCCAUGGCACGCUGCUGGCCAUUCACGCUAUCAGCAAGCGCUACACUGCUAAGCGGCCGUCCGCUCAGGAUGACUUUAAUAGUAUCAUGGCUACGCUGCAGCCGGCUCUGCUGGCCAUCCUGCAACUUCAGCCCGAGAACGACCAAGUGCUUACUCUCCAGCACUAUGCCAUCAAGAUUUAUUAUCGUUCCACCCUUCUGUACAUGCCGGCCUGUCUGUCGACCACCGAGUCGAUGAACGCUUGGUACAGCUGUCUUCUGGCGCUCCUGCAAGUGCCAUUCACACCGGCCUCUGAUGACAUGGACCUGUGGCCUCAACAGCCCGUGUGCAAGGUCAAGAAAUGGAUCGCCAACGUGUUGAACGAUAACUUUCGUCGCUUUGGCAUUGCGAACAACGUCGAGGAAGCUCAGAAGGACCUUGGCAUCCACUACCGCGAGCAUUGGGCCCGAGGCGCUCUGCAGGCAGCGCUGAUGCAGCUGGAUGGAUACCGCAAGAAGGAGCUGUACAUGUCCCAGAAGACACUUCAUCACCUGCUGGCCCUUCUGGCGGAGACGAUCGAAUCCAAGGUUACCUGGAAGGACCUCAAGCCACAUGCAAUCGAGAUCUACUCGACCCUGUGCUUUCCCCUGCUCUGCCACACCCCUGAAAUGGAGCAGUUGUGGGAGGAGGACCCGUACGAGUACAUCCGCCAGCGCUACGACAUCAACCGCGAUUACAUCUCUCCCAUUGCCGCAGCUGGCAUGUGCGUUCACACGCUUGCCAGGCAUCGGGCGAAAUUUGCGCUGCCCAAGAUCAUUGGCCAUGCCUACGAGCAACUUCAAGCGAAUGCCCCAGGGCAAGCUGCUCGUGACCCCAAUGUCCAAUACGGCGCCUUGAACGUCCUGACCUUGUUGGCCCCCGGGCUCAUCAAGAAGAAGGAUUAUCGUUCGGCCUUGCCGGAUGUUCUCAACCAGUUUGUUCUACCUGAGUUGGAAGCCCAAGAGGGCUUCCUUCGAAUGCAGGCUGUCUUGUGCCUCAAGGCCUAUGCCGAGACGGCCCAGUCAGAGGAGUUUGCUGGACGCUGUGCCGAAGCCAUUCUCAUGCAUCUACAGGACGCCGAACAGCGCGUCAGCCUUGAGGCUUGUAUGACGUUGCGCCUGUAUAUUGAGGGCUACAGCUCGAUUCGCGACCACCUGCGUACUCACCUCAAAACCAUUGUCGAGAUUAUGCUUCAACUGAUCAAGGAUACGGACAACGAUGACUUGACUGACAUUUUGGGUCGCUUGAUUCAAAUUUACGGCGAGCACAUGGCCCCCUAUGCUCUCGAAAUGUCCCACGAGCUGGUAAACGCCUUCAUGCGUCUCUCUUCCGGCGAUGCCGACAAUGAGCUUGAGAGCCACAAGACCUUUGCAGCAGCCAGCGCCGUGGAGGCGCUGCGUGAGUUGGUCUCACUGUAUGCUGAGAAUGCACCUGAGAACCAAGAGCCCUUUGAUGCCGCCGUGGUGCCCGUCAUUCAAUCUGUCCUCGAAGGCAACAAGGAAGAUUUCAUGGAAGAGGCGUUGUCGCUUGUGGCUACCCUGACCCAAACUCGCGUCACCGACACCAUGUUCCCCGCUCUGGGCGCGAUGCAUAAAUGCCUUGCCUUUGAUCAAGGCUCUGACUUUUUCCAAGAGCUGCUCCCACCACUCUACAACUUCAUCAAGAACGCAUCCGAGCGUCUUUUGCAUGAGCCCGACUACCUUCCCCUCAUCUUUGAGAUGGGCCGCAUUGGCUUUGAGCGUCAUGAUGACGCUGAUACACAAUGGCAUGCCGCCAAGUACAUGGAACUGGUUCUGGGUUACCUCGGCGAGCACGUUCCCGAGGCCGUGGUGCAGCAGUAUGUGGGCCUGGUGGCCACGCGCCUGUUUGGACAAGAAAUGCCUGAGGAGCCGUACCUGGUCAACAUCUGUUUCAAUGUGAUCUUGACUGCUCUUUUCCAUCGGCCGGCUUUGGUCUUGAGCACGCUAGAUUCCAUCGUGCGGGCUGAUGGCCGGAGCUUGACGACCACCUUUUUCGCCACCAUGUCCUCAGAGCUCGAGCAUUACCGAGGUCUUCACAACCGUCGGGUGGGUAUCUUAACCAUUGUGCGUCUGUUGCACUUGGGCUCGAGCAAUUUGCCAGCCAGUCUGCAGCCCAUCUACACUCAAAUCAUGACCAUGUUGCUCAAGUUGUUUUCGGCGCUGCCCGAGGCGUAUCGAGCUCACGCUGAAGAGUAUGCGGAUGAUGAAGAGGAGGGCGAUGAGGAGGCUCUGACCAACUUUGCACACAGCCUUAGCAAUCCGAUUGAUCUCCUGGAUCAUUUGGAGGAAGACGGUGAUUGCGGUGACGAGGACGUUGACUUGUCUGCGGAAGAGCUCAAGCUCAUCCAAUCCUUGGCGCAGUAUGAUACGAGUGAGCAGCUGAGCGAUGAGACAGAUGCCGCAUAUUUUGGUGACUAUGUUACACCCCUGGACGAUCAGGAGGAGUAUGACGAAUACAAACUGUUGCUGGGUUUGCUUGAGCACACGGCAACUCAGGAUCAGCCCUUGCACGGAGCUCUCAUGGCUGCGUGCCAAAACGAGGAGGCACAGACUUUGCUAGCCAACAUUCAGGAGGAGGCGCGGCGUCGGGACCAAGUUCGGGAGUCCAAGCAACUCAAGGAAUCUGGUGGUUAUCAAUUCCCAACUCAAGUGAAUCUGCCCAACACCUUCAGCUUCAAUUAG
This is a messenger RNA of Monosiga brevicollis MX1, 3134 nucleotides long. RefSeq lists its product as uncharacterized. Gene Ontology annotation, cellular component: nuclear envelope; cytosol. Lineage: Eukaryota; Choanoflagellata; Craspedida; Salpingoecidae. The transcript is spliced from 19 exons. The coding region runs from base 75 to 3134 and encodes 1019 amino acids. Gene Ontology annotation, biological process: protein import into nucleus. Gene Ontology annotation, molecular function: small GTPase binding. The record is from RefSeq and is a predicted model, not a curated record.